This is a messenger RNA of Zophobas morio, 1596 nucleotides long. It is a transcript of the gene Coq6, whose product is annotated as ubiquinone biosynthesis monooxygenase COQ6, mitochondrial. Gene Ontology annotation, molecular function: 2-octaprenyl-6-methoxyphenol hydroxylase activity; FAD binding; oxidoreductase activity, acting on paired donors, with incorporation or reduction of molecular oxygen, NAD(P)H as one donor, and incorporation of one atom of oxygen. Gene Ontology annotation, biological process: ubiquinone biosynthetic process. The transcript is spliced from 10 exons. The record is from RefSeq and is a predicted model, not a curated record. Lineage: Eukaryota; Metazoa; Arthropoda; Insecta; Coleoptera; Tenebrionidae. The coding region runs from base 80 to 1474 and encodes 464 amino acids. Gene Ontology annotation, cellular component: mitochondrion.
AUUUAUAAAUAAUAAUGUGAUAAUAAUAUCGGCAAAAUAACAUUGAUAACCUCAAAACGAACAAAAUAAACGCAACAAGAUGUUGGUUAACAAUUUAAACAGGUAUUUUUUACAAAACCUGAUGUUUCUUUCGAAACGAUUACAAAGUACGCAAGUGUCUUCCAACCACUAUGACAUCAUAGUCGCCGGGGGUGGUAUGGUGGGCACCACCCUUGCUUGCACUCUAGGAAAAAACCCGAAAUUCGCCGACAAGAAAAUUCUGCUUCUUGAAAGUAGCAAAAAGUCCCAGUGGAGGCUCCCUGAAACCUAUAGCAACCGGGUGUCCGCUUUGAAUGCAGCCACGGUCGAUUUAUUGAAGGACAUAGACGCUUGGAAACACAUAUCAGGUGCCAGAUUUGGUCCAGUCAAGCGGAUGCAGGUGUGGGAUGCCUCUUCAGAAGCCGCUAUCACUUUUGAAAACGACGGUUUUGAAGAACCUGUAGCUUAUAUUGUCGAAAACGAUCUUUUAUUGGAUGCUGUGCGAAAUGAAUUACAAAAUGUGAACACUGUGGAGGUUGUGUAUCAGGCUAAAGUAGAAAGUUGUCGGCCUCCGAGGGAAGGCGAGGACGAGGUGAAUUUGGGUCUGGAGAAUGGGACGUCAUACACUUGUGAUUUGUUGCUAGGCUGUGAUGGUGCCAACUCAUUGGUGAGGAAGGAAAUGGAUUUUCAUCAUAUCGCGUGCAACUACAACCAAAUGGGAAUUGUAGCCACGCUUAAAUUACCAGAGGAUUCCCCGAACGUGGUGGCAUGGCAAAGACAUCUUCCCGAUGGCGGUUUUCUGGCGCUUCUACCGCUAACUCAAGGUUUCUCGUCGAUGGUGUGGUCCAUGAAUGCCAAAGAAGCUAAACGUGUGGCGAGCUUGUCCGAAGAUGCGUUCGUAGAUGCCAUUAAUGACGCUCUUUGGAAAGUUCAACCCAGAAGUGGUUUCGUGGAUCAGGCGACUCAGACUUUCGAUAAUUUAAUACGAUUUUUCAAUCUUCCGUCGACUUCGAUGACCCAGUGUCCUCCAAAGGUCUUGGGUUGUGAUAUUAAAAGCAGGGCGAUGUUUCCACUUGGCAUAGGGCAUGCUACGAAUUAUGUGUCUAAAGGGGUGGCUCUGGUUGGAGACGCGGCCCACAGAGUUCACCCUUUGGCAGGCCAAGGGGUUAAUCUCGGUUUCGGUGACGUCAUCUGCUUGAAUAAAGUCUUAGCAGAGGCGGUGUACGCCGGCAGCACCCUCGGCAACUUGCAAUAUUUAAAGAACUAUGAAACGGAACGGCAACGGUUCAACGUUCCCAUGAUCCUGGUCGUCCACGGUCUCGUCCAGCUGUACAGCACACAAUUCACCCCUGUGGUGAUUCUCAGAAGCUUGGGGUUGCAAGCGACAAAUGCUCUCACCCCUCUCAAGAAAUUCCUGAUGUCCCAAGCUGCUGGCCUGCGAUCUCAACAAGCCUAAUUUUGCGUUUUUGUAUAAUAACAAAGCUGUAAAUUUUGUAAAAACGAAUAUUAAAAAAAAUAACUCAAAUAUAUUUCAAAACAAAUACAAACUUUACAAAAAAUAAACAAUAUUGAGACUUA